GCGGCCACCGUAGCGCUGCAGGGGGCUGCGCCUGUCUACCCCGCCCCGGACCUGUCGGCGAAAGGAAGUUCAUGCCAGCGUGGCUUCAUUCAUACAGAUGAAACAAGGGUUGGGAUAGCAGAAUAAAAUUAGAAUCGGACAGCUGUCUGCCCAGCAGGAUGCCAUCAACUAACAGAGCGGGCAGCCUGAAGGACCCUGAAAUUGCAGAGCUCUUCUUCAAAGAAGAUCCAGAGAAACUCUUCACAGAUCUCAGAGAAAUUGGCCAUGGAAGCUUUGGAGCAGUGUAUUUUGCACGAGAUGUACGUACCAAUGAAGUUGUGGCCAUCAAGAAAAUGUCUUAUAGUGGAAAGCAGUCUACUGAGAAAUGGCAGGAUAUCAUUAAGGAAGUCAAGUUUCUACAAAGAAUAAAACAUCCCAACAGUAUAGAAUACAAAGGCUGCUAUUUACGUGAACACACGGCAUGGCUUGUAAUGGAAUAUUGUUUGGGAUCCGCUUCAGAUUUACUAGAAGUUCACAAAAAGCCAUUACAAGAGGUGGAAAUAGCAGCAAUUACACAUGGUGCUCUCCAGGGAUUAGCCUACUUACACUCUCAUACCAUGAUCCAUAGAGAUAUCAAAGCAGGAAAUAUCCUUCUGACAGAACCAGGCCAAGUGAAACUUGCUGACUUUGGAUCUGCUUCCAUGGCAUCUCCUGCCAAUUCUUUUGUGGGAACACCAUAUUGGAUGGCCCCAGAAGUAAUUUUAGCCAUGGAUGAAGGACAGUAUGAUGGCAAAGUAGAUGUAUGGUCUCUUGGAAUAACAUGUAUUGAACUAGCGGAAAGGAAGCCUCCUUUAUUUAAUAUGAAUGCAAUGAGUGCCUUAUAUCACAUAGCCCAAAAUGAAUCCCCUACACUACAGUCUAAUGAAUGGUCUGAUUAUUUUCGCAACUUUGUAGAUUCUUGCCUCCAGAAAAUCCCCCAAGAUCGUCCUACAUCAGAGGAACUUUUAAAGCACAUGUUUGUUCUUCGGGAACGUCCUGAAACAGUGUUAAUAGAUCUCAUUCAAAGGACAAAGGAUGCAGUAAGAGAACUGGACAAUCUGCAGUAUCGAAAGAUGAAGAAACUUCUUUUCCAGGAGGCACAUAAUGGACCAGCAGUAGAAGCACAGGAAGAGGAGGAGGAACAAGAUCAUGGUGUUGGACGAACAGGAACAGUGAAUAGUGUUGGAAGUAAUCAGUCUAUUCCCAGUAUGUCCAUCAGUGCCAGUAGCCAAAGUAGUAGUGUUAACAGUCUUCCAGAUGCCUCAGAUGACAAGAGUGAGCUAGACAUGAUGGAGGGAGACCAUACAGUGAUGUCUAACAGUUCCGUCAUCCAUUUGAAACCUGAGGAAGAAAAUUACAGAGAAGAGGGAGAGCCUAGAACAAGAGCAUCAGAUCCACAAUCUCCUCCCCAAGUAUCUCGUCACAAAUCACACUAUCGUAAUCGAGAACACUUUGCUACAAUACGGACAGCAUCACUGGUAACAAGGCAAAUGCAAGAACAUGAGCAGGACUCUGAGCUCAGAGAACAGAUGUCUGGCUAUAAGCGAAUGAGAAGGCAGCAUCAAAAGCAACUAAUGACAUUAGAAAAUAAACUAAAGGCUGAGAUGGAUGAACACCGCCUCAGAUUAGACAAAGAUCUUGAAACUCAGCGUAAUAAUUUUGCUGCAGAAAUGGAGAAACUUAUCAAGAAACACCAGGCUGCUAUGGAAAAAGAGGCUAAAGUGAUGGCUAAUGAGGAAAAAAAAUUUCAGCAACAUAUUCAGGCCCAACAGAAAAAAGAACUGAAUAGUUUUUUGGAGUCCCAGAAAAGAGAAUAUAAACUUCGAAAAGAGCAGCUUAAGGAGGAGCUGAAUGAAAACCAGAGCACUCCAAAAAAAGAAAAGCAGGAGUGGCUUUCAAAGCAAAAAGAAAACAUACAGCAUUUCCAAGCAGAAGAAGAAGCUAAUCUUCUUCGACGUCAGAGACAAUACCUAGAGCUGGAAUGCCGUCGCUUUAAGAGAAGAAUGUUACUUGGGCGUCAUAACUUGGAGCAGGACCUUGUCAGGGAGGAAUUAAAUAAAAGACAAACUCAGAAGGAUUUGGAGCACGCCAUGCUACUGCGACAGCAUGAAUCCAUGCAGGAACUGGAGUUCCGCCACCUCAACACAAUUCAGAAGAUGCGCUGUGAGUUGAUCAGAUUGCAGCAUCAAACUGAACUCACUAACCAGCUGGAAUAUAAUAAGCGAAGAGAAAGAGAACUAAGGCGAAAGCAUGUCAUGGAAGUUCGACAACAACCUAAGAGUUUGAAGUCUAAAGAACUCCAGAUAAAAAAGCAGUUUCAGGACACCUGCAAAAUCCAAACAAGGCAGUACAAAGCGCUAAGAAAUCAUCUAUUAGAGACUACACCAAAGAGUGAGCACAAAGCUGUUCUGAAACGACUCAAGGAGGAGCAGACCCGGAAGUUAGCCAUCUUGGCUGAGCAGUAUGAUCACAGCAUUAAUGAAAUGCUCUCUACACAAGCCCUGCGUUUGGAUGAAGCCCAGGAAGCAGAGUGCCAGGUUUUGAAGAUGCAGCUGCAGCAGGAACUGGAGCUGUUGAAUGCAUAUCAGAGCAAAAUCAAGAUGCAAGCUGAGGCACAACAUGACCGAGAGCUUCGGGAACUUGAACAGAGGGUCUCUCUCCGAAGGGCACUCUUAGAACAAAAGAUUGAAGAAGAGAUGCUGGCCUUGCAGAAUGAACGCACAGAACGAAUACGAAGCCUGCUGGAGCGUCAAGCCAGAGAAAUUGAAGCUUUUGACUCUGAAAGCAUGAGACUAGGUUUUAGUAACAUGGUCCUGUCUAAUCUCUCCCCUGAGGCAUUCAGCCACAGCUACCCAGGAGCUUCUGGUUGGUCUCAUAAUCCUACUGGAGGUCCAGGACCUCACUGGGGUCAUCCCAUGGGUGGCCCACCACAAGCUUGGGGCCAUCCAAUGCAAGGUGGACCCCAACCAUGGGGUCACCCCUCAGGGCCAAUGCAAGGGGUACCUCGAGGUAGCAGUAUGGGAGUCCGCAAUAGCCCCCAGGCUCUGAGGCGGACAGCUUCUGGGGGACGGACGGAGCAGGGCAUGAGCAGAAGCACGAGUGUCACUUCACAAAUAUCCAAUGGGUCACACAUGUCUUAUACAUAACUUAAUCAUUGAGAGUGGCAAUUCCGCUGAAGCUGUCUGCCAAAAGAAACUGCCUACAGACAUCGUCACAGCAGCCUCCUCACUUGGGUACUACAGUGUGGAAGCUGAGUGCACAUGGUAUAUUUUAUUCAUUUUUGUAAAGUGUUCUGUUUUGUGUUUACUAAUUGGGAUGUCAUAGUAUUUGGCUGCCGGGUUUUUGUUUUUGUUUUGUUUUUAACUUUUGGGGAAAUUUGAAAAGGGGAGUUGAUAUUAAAAUAUAUAUAUAUCUCAUGCAUGUGGUAAAAAGAAAUUGUCUAGAUAGGGGGUAUUUUCUGAACACUGCAAAAAUAAAAUGCAGCAAAGUGGCUUGAGUCAUCACUUUUGGGUGUCUGUAUCCUAAGAAGUUUGUGAAAAAUUCUGAAGCUUUCUUCCCAUAUCCCAGAUUCCUGUGAGCCACUCACAGCAGGCAGCAUAUGCUAAUACAAGACAUUACUGAAACACACCUGGUUCCCCUCACCAGUGUAUUUUUUAAGUUUAAUUGGUUUGACUUCUCAGCCUCAUUUGGAGUAAAAAGAAAACAGAAAUUCAUGAACACUAAAGGAUUGCAUUGACUUUUUAAGAGAGUAGAAAACAACUUAGUUUUUUUCUGAGUGUUUCAUAGGUUUGUCAGUGAUUUUUGUCCAUUCAGUUGUGCCUUCUUUGUGUCAUGGUGAGGUGGGGGUGCUUAAGGAAAUCACAAGUUGUGUAGGGAUUAUAUUAACAAACCUGUGAACCUUCAAAGAGGAAGAGAGAGAGUGAGAAGGGCCCCUGAAUGUUUACAUGAUGGGCAUGUCCAGCAGCAGAGUGAGGAGAUGAGGCCUGUAUCUCUUGACAUUUUGUUGCUUUGUACCAUGAUAUCUCAUCCUAGCUAAACUCUUAACUCCCAAGACCCCAAGUAGUAUUUUUACUUUGUACAAUAAUGUAGACAUAUAGCCAACACAAAUCAAAUGCCAGAGAUAUUUGAAUGAUGCCAUAUUUGCAAACUGCCAUCUAUUUGAAUUCUCAUCACACUACAUCGACAUAAUUUGAUUGUCCCCUUUUGGCUUAUGGGAUUUCCUGUUGACAAGUAGAAUAGCCAAUUAUUUAAAUGUUUAGUUGCCAUAGUGAAGCAGGAGUCGCUGAGCCAAUGACUUCACCAGCUGCUGACUAAUCCUCAUCACCACUGUAGAUUUUGCUGCAUUUGCAGGUCCUCUUUUUUUUUGUAAGUUGCUGUUUUUGUUGCUGCAGUACUUUACAAACUUCUAGUUCAUUGAGACUUAGUGACCAUUUGGCAUCAUGUUAACAUCACACAAUAGGAAACACCACUUCCAGAAGUCUCAAGCCUCAGUGCUAAAAGUACUACUGAAAAGGAACUAGGAAGUUUGGCAAAUUUUAAAAAAUUAAAAAAGGAAAAAAAAGUGAAAAUAAGUUAUAGUGAUCAGGGAAUCUCUUGACAAAAGCUAACUUUUUUUUGCUGAGGGGAACAUGUUUUGUUUUGUUCUGAGAUGAAGGAUCAACCCAGUGUUGAAAGUCAGAUGAGUCAGAUGUUACUUGGUAUUUCACUGCUUAUGUGGAAAUUGAGCUGGAGGGGGGUGGAGAGCUGUGAAUAUGACUUGUAGAAAAGAAAGUCUUCUUCAGUGACAGAUCAGUUUCUUACAAGUUAUUUGUCGUGCCCCUCCCAGUUGCCUUUAAGAAUCCUUGCUGCUAACUCUGCAUCCUGCUUUUGAUGUAGUCAGAGGGCUCCACGGUAGAACUCUAUAAUCCCUCUUAAUGAUACUCUUCACCUAGACCAAACUAAUAAUCAGUAAUAUCUAUCAUUCUUGAAGUCUUGGGUUUUUUCCAACCAAAUUUUGAAUCAUCUUCAAGUAUAUCAGUCCAGUCUCCAUGAACCCCCUCCUUUAAGAGUUUCCAGCAUUCAUUUGAAGGUAACUGGGAGAAAAAAAUUCAUAUUUUAAUACAAUCUUUUUAAAAACCAAGAUCACAGUAAGUUCAUAUAGCACACUGGUAGAUUUUGCCUUGGGCCAUGCUCUGGAUCACCCAUUUUUGGGUAAAUAAGACAUGUACUUGCCAUGGCUAAUGAAGAGGUCUUUUAGUCUGAUCUCUAUGUAUUCACAUUCAGAUAGCACACGGUGUUUUAAACAAGUGAGCAAUCUACCUGUUUCAGUGAAAAAUAUAUAUGAAAGAGUUUUAGAAUUUAAUAAAAUGUCCAAAAAUAUAAUAGGAUUCGAUACCUUUUGAAAACUUCUGGCCAUUCCAUACUACUAGAGAGGUGGAAUAAGGAAUCAGAUCAGUUUUGCCUACAAAACUCUUUUAAACCCAAAUACUAUUGGUGAUAACAUUUUAAAGCCCAGUUACGGAUUUAAAUGCAUCAGAUUGAGUUACUUUGUCCAUUCAGAUCAUAUGUACUUAUAAAAGCAUGAUUGAACAUGAACUUCAAAUGUUUGUCCAGUAGGGCUCUGUAUCUAAUUUAAUCGUGCGCCAACCAGUUUUACACAUAGGUCAUAACUAUACCUGGAUUAUAUCAUUAAGUUAAUUUUAAUUAAAAUAUAUGUAAUUUGCAAAAAUGAUUCAAGUUAAUUGGUUUGUGUGUGUUUGUGAGACCUAACUCCUAAGGCAUCGCAUACAUGGUGGAAAUCAUCACAGAGUAAAACUUGUAGCUGGAAAAUUUGGCAAGUUUCGAAGUAUCCUAAAGAAAGAGCAAGCACUUUCUGAAUCAGUGCACAGGUGACAGCAUUUAACCAGAUCAACACUACCUCCUCCCCAGUGUUGGUGUUCACUCAUAUAUAUGUGCUUAGGAAAAUUUAAAGUAUGGGAAAUUUGUCUAGCAUAUCAGAAGUCAUAAAUGCUACUAUACCUGGUAUCCAGAGUGUAGCAGUAAAAAGUUUCUUAUAUUCUCGUUCUCUCCCCUUUUUUGGUUAGCUUUUUAAAAAUGCAAAACCUCCUAUCUUGAAAUAUAUUAUUUCUGAUUAGAUCCCCUUUCCUGUACACAUAUUUUUCUCCCCUUAUUAAAGUCAACUCUAACCUCAAGUUACAGUAUCCUAAAGUAUUUUCAUUAUUUAAUGUUAACUGAAAAAAUGUUAAUAUUGUUUUUACACAUGGCUGCCAUUCUUUUAGUCAUUUCUGCACCUAGAGAUGAAUAGUCCUACAUCUGAAGCACACUGACAGUUGUAAUAUACAUAGCACUCUAGGUCAAGAGUUUAUUGAUAAAUUGAACUUUUUAACAUGGUCAUGAUUUUCAGCUGCCUAGACAUCAAGUAAACACCAUUCAAUACACUAAAAAAAACUGUUCUGGGCACUUCUUCCCAUGUCUCCCAAUAUAACCUCACCCCUUUUCAAAAAUUGAAAACUCUAUGAGUGUCUUUUUCAGAUAAGGCAGACUUUAAUAACUUUCUAUUUCUAUACUAAAUAUCUGGCAUUUAAGAUUUUUAUAAAAUACAUUGUGUUGGACACUGGAAUAAUACUAUUUAUUUUCACCUGUGAAAGAUGAAUUCAUUGUACUUGAAACACCUCCUCUGCAUUUCUCCAUUUUUGUGCCAUUCACUAGUGGAAAUAAAUUGUAUUAUACCAUGAUCUACUGGCUUUUUAAAACUGUGUUAAAUAUGCACAUUUUUGGUAUAGCUAUUAUCAUUUGUAUGUAUAUAUUGUAUAUACAUAUGAGUGUCUAUAUUUGUGUAUAGAUAGAUAGAUGGGUGUAACUCAUACUGUACAUUUCCAUCAGGGCACUUAAGGUUCUGUUAUUUUUGUUUGGUUUUGUUUCAAUCCUCAGUUAAGGCAAGAUUGCCUAUUUCUUAAGAAUGAGUACUCUGUUGAUAUUUAUGAGAAGGUGGUCAUUAGAUGCAAUUUUUUUCCUUUUUAAUUUCUUCGUAGCACUUGUGUGAGUGGAGAGAAAGUCAAGUAAAAUAUGGAACCACAAGUUGCGGUGCAGUAAAAUAGUGGGGAAGGAACCCAGUUAGUGUUUCUGUGAGUUUGUGUUGUGAUGCAAUGAAAGAAAAGCGAGGCAGAGAAAAGAGAACCGUGGAAAAUAAGAACACUGUGGUGAUUCCUCUGAAAUUCACACAAUCUUACGUACUUUCUACACGUAUUUCUUAGUAAUGACACCAUUGAUUCUUACUCUAUUAACUCCAUUAAUACUAACAGUUAAAUGUCUUGCUGAGGAUUAAAACAGCCAAGAAGGGAAUCACUGCUAAAGUAUCUAAGGUUCUCCUAAACUAUAAAAUCAACAGGAAAUGGCCACUGGGAGAGAAGGGUAUAACAUUGACAUGAAAGGCUUUCUCCCUUCAGCUGCCUCUUCUUGCUUGCUAAUAGUAAAUUCUUUGUGCACCUUCUACCCCUUCUGAGCCACUACUAUUCAAGCAGAGAUUUGGCCCAACACAGCAACCCUUUCCUUGGAGGUUUAUUUAGUCCUGCAUUUUAUCCCAUAUUCACAAUGUGAAAUGUCUUAAUGUGUAUCCAAGUCAGAAAGUAAUAUAUUUAAAGGUGUGUGUGAACCUCCUUAGAUGAUAGAAGAAGAGGUUCUCAUUUCUUAUGUAGAAAAGAGCCUUCUCUAACUGUCAUCUUUGAGCUGCUGGCCAAAAUAUAGAUCAUUAUUGGAAAGAACCAAAACUCUGUUUUCUUUUACCCCAUCUGACAUGCUAGUCCCCCCAACCAGGUUGUAGCAUUGCCUUUUAAAAGGCCCUCACUCAUUCUUAGAUCAACUGGAAAUUUCCAAUCCUCAGAUUUCUUAAAGGAUGAAGAGUUUGCUGGACACUUAGCAAACUUGCCUCUUGUAUGCAAGGACUACUGAUUGAAGUCUGUUUUGCUGUGUCUGGUGAUGUUGUCUGCACUUUGAUGAAAUCACUACACUAGAUCUACAUUGGAAAUGAAUGACUCUUUGUAAAGAAGUUUUAUUAAACACUGUCUAGAAAAAGAAAGUGAAGCUGAGAACUCUUAUUGUGCAUUUAUAUGUUCUACUGAAUUCUAGUAGCCCCAUUUAAAGUUAUGCUGACUAAUUUUUUUCUUCUUUGUUUAUAUUCACAUUUCCAAAACUCCACUCAUACAAGGAAGGAGAACCCUUUUGCCCUACUGGUAGUUCUCAUAGCAUAGGACAUGUAUAAGUUAGUAUGCACCUUAUCUGCCUGUUGUGGGUUUCAUAAACUUGCACUUCUCACCCACCCAAAGAUAGAUAUCCUUUAAAGAAAAUAAAGGCAGAGAAUUAAAACUGAGGAGCCAUUUACUAUGUCAUCAUUACUGUUAACUGUUUCCCAGCCAUCCCAACUUUCUGAAGUUUCAGACAUUGUUUUUGUGUAUGUGUUUGUAUUUUUUCCUUGUUUUAAUUAGAUUUGACUUAAAUAUACAAGGGUUUCUUCUUUAAAUGGAGGGAAAGGUUAGUCCUCUGAAAGCGCAGGAUGCCCACUGGAUAUACUGAUCUGAGCAUCCAUAGGUAGUUUGCCAUGAAAAAGUAGACUGAAGGUGAGACUUCUGAAUGAAUGAAAAAGGGCAUCUUGAUGCCCAAGAAUUUCCCCCUCCCCCCAAAGUACGGGUAAUUCAACCUGCACAGUUUCCUUUCACUUAUAGUUCUGAGCAAUUAUGAGUGAAAAAUCAUGUAAUUAUCUGUAAAUAUGUAGCCAACAAAUUGACCUAGUUUCUGUUUGUUUGGUUGGUUGGUUUUGGUUUUUGGUUUUUGGGUUUGUACUAAAGUUGAUAGGUCUGUGCCAGCUAGAGAGGAGUUGCUGUCAUUGCCAGUUGUGGUCCUAGCAUCUAACCCUGAAACCAUUCUAGGUGACAUUUUUAGAAGUAAUGCUUAAAUGUUGUAAAAUGGGGAAAUGAAGCUUAAUCAUUGGUCAGGUUUGAAAUCUUUUGAAGUGAAAUAAUUUAAUAUGAUGAUUACAUGUCCUCAAUAAUGAAUGAGGUAGGGAGCCUCCAUCCCCCCAGUGGCCAUGUUUACAGAAGUGUGUUUUGUCUAUGAAGUGCAAGUGUUUUAAUGUAUAUGUAAAUUAUACAGGUGAUAACAUUAUGGUUUGGAACUGUUGGGCUCUUUGAAUUUUCAAAUGAAAUGAACUAUGCUUAUUGCUGGCACAUUUAUCCCAUUUCUGGAACAUUUUUCUUAUUUCCAGAAUUACAUGUGUUCCUUUGUCAUUAUCCCUGCUUAAUCUCCCUUUCUCUGAUACUCCUUGUAGCGAAGGUAUUAAAGACUGGUGAACAUAGACGAGGGAAGUACCUUUCUUAGAAAUCCAUGAACUCUCAAUUGUAUGCUUUCAGUACUCUUAUUAUAUGUUUCUAUGGCAACUCUGAGGUCAGUGGUUGAGAAAUGAGAUACCAAUGUUAAUGAAAAGUGUGUACUCUUAGCUUUUGCAUGGCUCGGCUUAGUAACCAAGGUAUAUUAGGGCCACUUGAAAGCAUGAAGACCAGUUAUAGGGGAACAGGUUUUUCUCAGUGGCACAUUUUGCUUUUUCUGAGCCUUCAUUGCCUAGGCAUGAAUGUUAUUGUUCCUAUAAAUUGCACAUGGUCAUGGAGUGAAUUAUGUGGUUAAAAGGAUGUAACUGCCUAACAUUCGCAGAUUCUGGCUGGUCUCUGUGACCAUUUGGCACAUAUCAAAAAGCCUAAGGGGUGUCGAGACCCUUCUAACCCUUUUUUUAAAUUUUUUUUGUCAUAGACAAGUAUAUUUAGUUCAUCUAGAUGUUGACUGUCCUUGGUGUAUUGCCAGGCAGCUCAUUUGGUGCCCAUUCCAAUGUACUGUUGUCCUUCUCUGCAUUUCGUAAUAUCAAAGAAACCACCAUCCCCUUUUUCUAACAGCAUUUUAUGCCUUUUAUUCCAAACUAAUUGGAAAUUGUGCCUAUUAACAGUGUCCCUUCAAUUAAUUAUACAUGUCCCAAAAUUUAUCUAAGCCAGAGAUAGAAGGUGGGAAAACAUUUCAAAGAAAAAACAAAAGUCCACUCGAGGCCAGUAAUUCAUCGGACAAGGUAUUGUACCACAGUAUCUUGACACUUGACAUAUGAAGCCUAACAGGAGUUGCAGGUGGUUUCAUAGGGUAAAAGUCAAGUGAAGAGGGACAUGUGGGGUUUCUAUUAGGAGAUAAUUUUAUUCUUAUUUUACUUUUCCUUUUAUGAUCCUGCUAGGUUAGAACAGGUUAAUUCUCCAAAUUUUAUUUUGUUUUGUAGGGAAAUUUUUUUUAAAGCAAUGGUCUGAUGUAAAUAACAUUUUAAAGUAUAGUGCACAUAACUUCCCCAGACUGUUCCAACCUGAUAAUUUGUAAAUGCUUUAGAGUUUUUUAAAUUAACACUUGUGUUGCUAAAUCCUAUUUAUAUAAGUCUGCUAAAGUUUUUAACCCACUUAAAACUUAAGACAAACAUUUAAAUAAUGGUUGGGUUACUAUGAGCAAUUUAGCUUUCAGUACCCCCUCGUUUUUAGUAUAUGAAAAAGCCUAACGCGUAUUAAUGAGGUUGGAGAGAUAUGAGAAAUAUGUAUAGUGUAUAUUUUAAAACAGCUUUGCUUGUAUUGUGAAGAUUUAAAAACAAACUUGAGAUUUUUAACGUUAACUAUUAACACAGUUUUAACGUAAGUUAUCCCACUGGGUUUAAGAGCAUCUUGAAUGUAUAAUCCUUUUUGUAACCCAGGUUGGUUUCUGCUUUUACCAGUCAUCCAAACAUAUUUAUGUUUUUAGUUUUAUGUACUCAUUUCCCUUUGUUUUCCUCAAACAGCAUGAUUUUUUUUUGCACAUGUAGAAAUUUUUAAAAAAUGAAUACAUCAUUUUCUCUGGAUUUUCUUCACUUCUCUCUUCCUUUCUACUAACCCCUUCCUUAAAGGCCAUAUCACUCCAUUUGCAUUAUUUGUGCAAAUGCCAGGGUUGGUUUUUAUUUUUAUUUUUGCUAUUUACCUUUAAAAAAGAAAUGCUUCAGUCAAUUGCUUUUUUUAUUUAAAAAGAAAAAAAAAGAAAAAAAGUAAAGAAAAAAAGCUGUAACCUUAUCAUUUCUGAGUAGACCAUUGAGAGACGAAUGCACACCUGUAAUAGCCCAGGACCAGCUUUGGUGGCUAAAGGGAAUAUUUUAACUAAGCAAGAGGUUUUUUUCUAAAAGUGGUAUGUAUAGUCUGUAAUCUAUUUCAGUUAUUCCCACAAGUCAGGGGUCCAGAUAAAAUGAGGGUUAUCAGCUAACUGAUAUGUUAUCAUUGAGGUUCAUCAAUGAAUUUGUACAUUUCUAGUUCCCUUUGGUGAAGGGAAAAAUGAUGAUUUUGCAAGACCUAGAUUUUGGCUUGGUUUCUUGCCUCCUUUUUUGGCAGCCUUCAUCUUCUCAUCUCCUAAAGCCCUUGAGCCUGUAGGGUUUUCAUAGUGGACAAAGGACUUGUGAUCAUUUAAAACUGAGACUGAUUUUGUGGUGGGAGAUUAUCAUGUUCCAACUGUGAUGUUCUACCACUUUACUGAUAAUUAAUUUUAAAUCUACAGUCCUUUCAAUUUUGGACCAAACGGACGCCCAACAGUGGAGGCUUAUCAGGGGUUGCAGUGGGGAAGAGGCCUCUCCCUCCCUGUCAGCACCAGCUGGUAAAGGUGACUGUACAGAUGUGCAUUUUCCUUUGGUAGAAAUGGUCCACAGCACUAACUGGUAAGGCUUAUUGUACAGUAUAUUGUCAGUAUUCUUCUGGUUCAGCAUACCUUAUAGUUCCUAUAUAACCUGUAUUAAUUGUAUAGAUUGUGCAUUUAAAGCUGUUACCAAGUUGUCAGAACAUAAGAGCGAAAACAAGGUCAUAUGUAAUAUUUUGUUUGUAAGUAUCCUUUGUAUCAUAGCAAAGGAAAUGUUUAAAAAGAUCAACUGUAAUAAAGUAAUUUUAGUACACAGA
Messenger RNA from Tupaia belangeri chinensis (Chinese tree shrew), 11969 nucleotides. RefSeq names its product TAO kinase 1 (gene TAOK1). Bases 159 to 3164 code for a protein of 1001 amino acids. Gene Ontology annotation, cellular component: cytoplasm. The record is from RefSeq and is a predicted model, not a curated record. The transcript has 20 exons. NCBI's taxonomy places the organism in Eukaryota, Metazoa, Chordata, Mammalia, Scandentia, Tupaiidae. Gene Ontology annotation, biological process: protein phosphorylation; regulation of cytoskeleton organization. Gene Ontology annotation, molecular function: ATP binding; protein serine/threonine kinase activity.